AACUUGGAAAAAAAAAUGAAAAGAAAAGAAAAGACAGUUACUUAUUAUCUCUUAGCAUAUUACGCUAUGAUCUUAUGAUACAAGUAUAUAAUGAAGUACUUUUGGCUUAUUUUAAAGGGUUUUUUCUCUUUCUUUCUGGCUUUCUUGUGAGGGUGAAAGGCGUUGUAACUAAAGAUGCCAAGUUCUUGAAAAGCAAGCAAGAUUCUUCAUGGAAAUUGACUAUAUAAUAUGCCACGAUGAUGUGCUCCUCACCUCACACACAGAAUAUUCUUGCUAAAGAUGGUUAAAAAUAGAGAUGCACAUUGUUUACACAAUUAAGUUUUAAAGGCCUCAAUCCCUGUACUCCCCUCCCAUCAAAAUCAUCAAUGGAAGCCAUGAAUGGUUCGCUUCCUUUUCCCAUGUAUGAGAAUCUCAACCAAGAUUCUGCCAUUCGACAAUUUUGCGCGGCCCGUGUGCAGCAAGAACAAGGAGGAGAAUGGGGAGAAAUUUUACUAGAGAUGGAUCUUUGCCCACAUUUUGAUUGCACUCCUCCACUGGCCACCUCUGAGGUGGAGGAAAUCGUCGACAGCUUCUUUAACGUGGAAUGCUAUGAAAAAGACAACGCAAACAAGUCAUCAGACGACGAAAAUGGACUAUUAAAUCAGUAUCCAGAAGAGGGGCUCCAAGAUUUUUCAGAGAUUGAUGGUUUCUACUAUGAUGGAGACGUUCCAAUGAUGAUGACUAAAGAGGGUGAAUUGGAAGAGUGUGGCUCGUGCAAUGAUCUUGGCUUUUGUACAGUCAUGGAGCCGAGUAUAAAGGACGUAGUUGAUCAAGGCCUUCAUUUGGUGCAAUUGUUGUUAGCUUGUGCUGAGGCUGUGGGUUGCAGGGACACACAACUUGCUGAUACAAUUUUAAGCCAGAUCUGGUCUUGUGUGAGCCCUUGGGGAGAUUCUUUGCAGAGAGUUUCAUAUUGUUUUGCAAUGGGAUUAAAGAAUAGAUUAUGCCUUCUUCAAAAUGUGAAUUCUGACGGUUCAUUCUCUAAUGGUGCCAGUGAUGUCUCUUUGAUAACAAGGGAGGAAAAGAAUGAAGCCUUAGAUCUGUUACACCAGACAACUCCGUAUAUUGCUUUUGGUUUCAUGGCUGCAAAUGAUGCUAUAUCUCAAGCAGCAACGAGGAAAGACUCUCUGCACAUAAUUGAUCUUGGAAUGGAACACAAUCUUCAGUGGCCUUCUUUAGUAAGAACUUUGGGAUCACGAGCCGAAGGCCCCCCAAAACUAGUUCGGAUCACGGGCAUAAUUGGAGUCCAAGAUCCACUGGAGCUUGAGGCUAGCCUGAAGGGCCUCGUUGAAGAUGCCAGUUCUUUGGGCAUUCAUUUGGAAUUCAAACUGGUAGCAGAGCCAGUAUCGACUUCAGUAUUGACAGAUGAAAAGCUCGAGUUAAGAGAAGGAGAAGCAUUGUUUGUAAAUAGUUUCCUGCAUUUGCACAAGCAUGUGAAGGAAAGCAGAGGAUCCUUAAAGACCAUUCUUCAAACAAUUAAGAAACUAAAUCCAGUUCUUCUAACCAUGGUUGAACAAGAUGCCAACCACAAUGGUCCAUUCUUUCUUGGGAGAUUCCUUGAAUCUCUUCAUUAUUAUUCCGCCAUUUUUGAUUCCCUCGAAGCCAGUAUCCCGCGAACUAGCCCAGAGAGGCUAAAGAUCGAAAAAUUUCAUUUCGCAGAGCAAAUUUGCAACGUCAUAGCAUUUGAGGGUUCUAACAGGAUUGAGAGACACGAAAGGGCAGAUCAAUGGCGUAGGCAGCUAGCUCGUGCGGGUUUUCAAGUAGUAGGAAUGAAGUGUAUGAACCAAGCUAGGUUGAUGAUUUCUGUCUACGGCUGUGAUGGUUACACUGUAUCCAGUGAAAAGGGUUGCCUUCUACUUGGAUGGAAAGGAAGGCCAAUAAUGUUGGCAUCAGCAUGGCUAUUGCACAAUGCUGCUUCCUCCUAGGUUUGCUUGGAUAAGCUGUUUUUUUUCUAAUCACAAUUGAUCAUUCAUUAAACAAGACAACAUUUGAUUAUCAUCUUGUAACAAUAAAGUGAAUCAGAUUUCGAGACCCCAUUUGGAUACAAAUUUAUAAAUGGUUUAUUAAGUCAAAUUUUAAUUUUAACAACUCAUUCAUAACUA
Molecule: messenger RNA, 2138 nt
Organism: Olea europaea var. sylvestris
Lineage: Eukaryota; Viridiplantae; Streptophyta; Magnoliopsida; Lamiales; Oleaceae
Product: DELLA protein RGL1-like
Exons: 1
Coding region: 366-1961 (531 amino acids)
Biological process (GO): regulation of DNA-templated transcription
Cellular component (GO): nucleus
Molecular function (GO): DNA-binding transcription factor activity; sequence-specific DNA binding
Source: RefSeq, a predicted model, not a curated record